Messenger RNA from Aureococcus anophagefferens, 6291 nucleotides. RefSeq lists its product as hypothetical. Lineage: Eukaryota; Pelagophyceae; Pelagomonadales; Pelagomonadaceae. Gene Ontology annotation, molecular function: ABC-type transporter activity. Gene Ontology annotation, cellular component: membrane. The record is from RefSeq and is a predicted model, not a curated record. The transcript has 4 exons. The coding region runs from base 1 to 6291 and encodes 2096 amino acids.
AUGAUGCUGCCCAAGAUCGCCGUGCUCGCCCUCGUCGCCGCCGUUCGCGGAGCUAAUCUCACGGGCACGUUCCCGACCUUCGUCGCCGGCGACCUCGAUGGCAAUUUUAACAUCUCGAUCCUCGGCUCGGGCUUCGAGAACCGCUCGUCGUCGAGCGAGAUCACCUGCCACCUGCGCGGCGGCCUCAACGCGGCGGCCCAGUCGCCCGGCGCCGACUUCCCGCGCGAGAUCCCCGCCUUCGUCGAGUCCGACUCGGAGGUGCUCUGCGAGCUCCCGCCGUACGCGGUCAGUUUGGAAACGCGCGUCGAGGUCUGGGCGGACCACAGCAGCAACUUCUCCGAGGGCUCGUCGGCGAACUUCUCCUGGCGCCAGCUCGUCGAGGCGACGCCCGCGCGCCGCCCCUUCCUCACGACGGACACGAAGGAGCUCCUCGUCUGGGUCGACGCCGAGGCCGCGGCGGCGUUCGCGCCGACGGCGAAGGACCACUCCGUGGAGAUCUGCCGGUCGACGCCCGAGUGGCGGUCCUGCGACGUCGUGCCCUUUGCGCGCGGCGGCGCCGCGGUCAAGCUCGAUCUCGGCGUCGACGUCGGCGAGGUGAACGCGGACCUGGCCAUCGACGCGACUUUUUUACCUUCCGAGACGAAGCUCGCGACGAAGAAACGGCGCCUCGUCGUCGUCAAGCCGCCGCCCGCGACCUACGCCGGCGCCUUUACGGUCGUCGACCACGCGCGCCGCGCCAUCGCCGUGGACGGGAAGCCGUUUCUUUCGAUGGGCUACUACUUCUACGGCCUCGUCGAGUACCAGCGCGGCGACGCCACUCUGGAACAGGCGCUCGAGGACGUCGCCACGCUCUCUUCCCUGGGCACGAACCACCUCGUCGCCUACGGAGCGGAGACGCUCAACGACGACGACCUCGGCGCCUUCGUCGCGGCCUGCGAGGCCCACGGCGUCAUGUUCGAUUUUAGUCUCGUCUGGAAGGUCAUCCCGGUGCUCAACGCGACGACGGGCGGCAACACGACGGAGAAGUGGGCGAAUCUCACAAAGUCCGCGGACCGCGUGCGGAAUUCGCCGUCCCUCGUCGGCUAUUAUACCUGUGAUGAUUGCGACAACGGCGCGCUCUACACGUCCGCGGGCCUGGCCGAGGUCUACGACCAAUUGAAGCUCCGCGACCCUUACCACCUACACUUCGGCGCGGACUGGAGCCAGCCCUGGGCGAACUACGCCUGGUCCGAGGCCGUCGGCGCCAGCGUCGGCGCUUUGGGCUUCGACGUCGCGCAGGUCGAGAACUACAAGCCCGACCCGAAGCAGCUGCUAAACGACGCGCGGAACCGCGACGGCAUGCGCUUCGAGCCGUUGAUCAACUCGCCGGGCAUGUACCUCAUGGGCCCCGCUCCGUUACCGCCGAACGCGACGACCUCGGGCUACCCCGCGGUGCUGGAGGCGACGCAGGGCUGGAUGUCGACGAUGACCUACGACGCCCCGGGCCAGCUCAACUUCCUCUACGAGACGCGGUCGAACGCGACGGACGCCUACUCCAAGGGCCGCGGCUCGCCCAUGGACCACGUCGAGGCCCAGGGCGAGUUCGCGGCGGCGGCGACGAAGCUCUUCGACGCCGGCAUCUUGCUGCCCGACGUCACCUACGACGACACGGACCUUCCCGUGACCUUCCCCGACCGCGUCCUCGCGCGCGGCUACAGGCGCCACGCGGCGGCCGGCGCGCCGUUCUGCGCCUACGUCGUCGUCGCGAACCUCGAGCCGACGCCCUCGACCUACGCGCUCGCCUUCGCGGAGGGCGUCCUCCCCGACGCCGCCAAGGUCGCCUACCACGAGUUCCGCGCGACCUACAACGUCACCGUCGCCCGCGGAGACGACGGCGCCGCGACGAUCGACGACGUCCUCACGGGCUUUGGUUUCGGCGGCCGGGAGCUCCGGGUUUUUCGAUCGAUAGGGGUCCGCGCGCCGCGCCGCCACCGUAACACCAUGGACGACGCGACGUCCAUCGCGACGUCGGACAACCGGUCGUCGGUGGGCGCGCAGUCCGUGCUGGCGCGGGACUGGACGGUGACGGCCCACGAGGUGUGCUACGCGACGGGCGAAGGGAAGCUGCUCCUCGACGAGGUGACGGCCGUGAUCCCCGGGUCGUCGGCCUGCGCGCUCGUGGGCCCGUCCGUCGCGGACAAGGGCGCGCUGCUGCGGCUGCUCGGCGGCGCGGCGCGCGGCGGCUACUUCUCCGGCCGCGUCGCGUUCGGCGGCCAGCCGCACCACGAGGCGAGCCUGCUCUGCGUCUUCGCCGAGGCGCCGCCCGGCGGCGAGGGCGAGGCGCGGUCGUUGUUGGGCGGCGGCGGCGGCGGCCGCGUCGAGGGGUCGCUGUCGCCCGCCGAGGCCGUGGCCUUCGCCGCGGCGUUAAGGUUCGGCGCCGACGCGCCCGACGCGCGCGACCGCGGCGCGACGAUGGCGCGCGCGCUGGGGCUCGACGACGCCGCGCGGCAGCGCGCCGCGGCGGCGAAGGGCCACCGCUUCGCGCGCGGCGCGGCGUCGCGCGCCGAGGCCGUCGUCGCGCGCGUCGCCGUCGCGGCGGUCCACGGGCCGCCGGUGAUCUGCGUCGAGGACCCGUUCCGGGGCCUGGCGGGCGGCGAGUGUCUGGUCGUGGCGGGCGCCCUCGAGGCGCUCGCCGCGCGGGGCCACACGGUGAUCGCGUCGCUGGACAGCGACGGCCUGUCCGAGGCCGCGUUCGAGGCCGCGUUCUCGCGGUCGGUCGUCCUGCGCAACGGCCGCGUGCUCUACUGCGGCGAGACGCGGCGGGCCGCGGCGCACUGCGCGCGCUGCUUCGCCGACGGCGACGGCGCGCGCUUCGGCCGUUUAGAUGUUUUGGAGCGCGUCGGCGGCGACGCGCGGCUCGCGGCCGCGUGCGCGCGGUCGUUCGCGCGGACGCCCGAGUCGCGGCGCGCGGAGCAGGAGGCCGCGCACGUCGAGCCCCUCGACGAGGAGCGCGGCGCGCUCCACUGGCUGGCGCCGCCCGUCGUCGCGCCCGCCGCGCGGUUCCGGACGCUCGUGUACCGCGACCUCGCGCGCCACGGGCGGCCCUUCGGCGUCGCCGUCGCGGAGCGGCACGCGGGCGCGGUCGCGGUCGCGCUGCUCUGGGGCGUCGCCUUCUGGGACGUCGCGGCCGUCGGCGCGGACCACCUGAGCGCCUGGGCGCUGACGUCCGUGGCCUUCGCGUCGGGCAACGUCGUCGUCGCGGCCAUGCUCGCGUCGGCGCCGCAGAUCUGCCGCCGCCACGGCGACUUCGAGCGCGACCGCCGCGCGGGCAAGUACGGCGCCCUGGAGCACGUGGCGGCGCGGUCCGCGCUGCUCGUGCUCGAGUCCGCCUGCGUCGCCGUGGCGCCGACGGCGCUGUAUCUGAUGGCGGGCCUGCCGUUCGGGUGUUGCGCGUUCGUCUACGCGCUGGGAGCAUUGCUCGCGUUCGCCUGCGGCUGCUGCAUCGAGGCGCUGGCGGCCUGGGCCCACAGCCCGCCGCCCGCGGACGCGCGCGGCGGCGGCGGCGGCGACUUCGCGCCGGACCGCGCCGCGGCCGCGGCCGCGGAUCGCGUCGCGUGCGGCGCCUUCGGCGCGCUCGCGUCGUGCAUGGUGCUGUCGACGGGCUUCGGCGUGGAGCUGAACGACUUCCGGAGGGGCAACCCCUUCUUCUGGCACGCGCGGGCGAACCACCUGCGCUGGUACGUGCAGGGCGUCGCGCUGCGGGUCCGCGCGUCGUCGCGGUACCACGACGGCGGCGUCGACGCCGCCGCGGGCGGCUGGCGGCGCUACGCCGCCGUCGACUCGCUCUGGGCGCUGCUGGCGCUGGCCGCGGCGGCGCGGCUCGCGUCCUACUACUACCUGACGCUCCGGCCGCCGUCCGCGCGCCACGUCGACGCGAAGAAGCUGGCGACGUGGGCGACGCGGCCAAAGCUCGACGCGGACGACGCCGCGGAGGCGCUCGACGCCGCGGCGAAGAACCCGCUGGGCCUCGCGCGCGACAAGGGCGCCGUCGCCGUGCCGCCGCGCGUCGCGCCGGAGCGGUCCAACGAGCGGUCCGCGCGCGCGUUCUCGCGAUCCGUCGACGCCGCGCCCGUGUCGCUCGCCGCGGACGGCGUCACGGUCGCCUGCUGCGCCGACGGGGCGGACCUGAAAACGCCCCCGCGCAAGGCUUUGGUGCUCGAGGACCUGUCCCUCGCCGUCGCGCCGCGCGAGGCCGUCCUCGUCGCGGCGGACGACCCGCUCGGCCCGCGGUGCCUCCUCCGGGUCUUCGCGGCGCGCGACGCGCGCAAGUCGCGGGGCCACGUCGUCGCCGCCGCGGGCCGCGUCGCCGUCAACGGCGCGCCGCGGCCCCGCGACUGGCGGAGCCGCUGCGCGUUCCUCGCCGCGGGCGACGCGCGGUGCGACGGCUUCCUGAGCCUCUCGGCGCGCGAGACCGUCGCGCUGGCCCUGGGCCUCGCCCACGGCCGCGCCGUCGACGCCUCUGCGCGGGCCGAGGACGCCGGCGCGGAGCCGCUGGCGGGCUACCGCGCGCGGACGCCCGAGGGCGCGCUCGCGCCGCCGCCGACGGCGGCCGCGGCGGCCGCGUGGCUCGACGUCGUCCUCGACGUCGCGGGCGUCGCCCGGCAGGCCCAGCUCGGCCCCGUCGCCUACGGCGGCGGCGGCGACGAGUCGCCGGCGCUCCACCGGCGCCGCGUGGCGCUCGCGUGCGAGCUCGCGCGCGCGCCCGUCGUCGUCUUGGUCGACGACCUGACGGGCGGCGCGCGGUCGCCGGCCUGCGGCGCGCGCGACGCCUGCGCGCCGCGGGACGCGGCGGCCCUCGCUCGGACCUACGCGCACCUCGCGCAGCUCGGCUGCACGGUCGUCGCGACGGCCCACGGCGCGCCGCGCGACGUCGUCCUCGCGUUCGACCGCGUCGCGCUCCUCCGGGGGCCCCGCCUGGCCUACGACGGCCCGCCGCGGCCCGUCUUCGACGCGCUCGCCUCCGCGGCGACGCGGCCGGGGCUGGCCGACGCCGCGCGCGUGUCGCGGGACGCGACGCUCCGGCCGCUCGACGCCGCGCUCGAGAACGACCUCAAGUUGCUGGCGGCGCCGGCAUCCGCGGGUCCCGGCGGGCCCCUGAAGACGCCGGAGGAGGCGGAGCCCAUGGGCGCCGCGGCGAUCCUGCGCCCGACGUUCCGCGUGGGGGUCCUGGCGCAGGCGGCCGCGCUGCUCCGGCGCGAUCUGGCCGCGGCGCGCGCGGACCGCGGCAUGCUCGGCGCGGCCAUCGGCGCGCCCCUGGCGAACGCGGCGCUGCUGUGCGGCGCCUUCUGGGGCCAGGGCCACGACGACGCGCGCAGCGUGCUCUGGCUGAACUACUGCCUCCUGGCGGCGUUCGCGACGCCCGCGGCGCUCCAGUUCCCGCGGCACGCGGCGCUCGCGCGCGCGUUCGAGCACGAGCGCGCGGCGGGCCUCGUGGGCGCGCCGGCCUUCUUCCUCGCGAGUUUGGCGGCGCCGCUGCCGUUGACGCUGCUGCGGGCGUUGUUGGUCGUGCCCGUCGUCUACGCGGCGGCGAACUUCGUGGUCGACGGCGCGGCCGUCGCCGUCGCCGUGCUCGCGUGCGGCGCGGCGGGGCUCGCGGCCCAGGCGCUGGCGCUGGCCUGCUGCUGGGCCUACGUGGCGCAGACGAACGCGUCGGCGCUGGGGCUGGGGGCGCCGGACGCCGCGCGGCGCCGCGCGCUCGCGAUCGCGCGCGCGGGCGACGCCGCGGCGCUCCUCGCGCUCUCCUUCCUCAUGUACUGCGGCUUCUUCCGCUUCGUCCGCGACCUCGACGCCGGCUGGCGCGGCGCCGCCGACGCCGACUUCGCGCGCUGGCUCCUCCAGGCCAUGUCCACGCCGCAGCUCCGCGACAAGGCCGCGCCGGGCCGCUACGAGACCGACGGCGGCGCGAACUUCUACGCCGACGCGCGGCGCUUCGUCGGCUACAGCCACGGCACGACGGCCGACGGGGCCCUGCUCAGCGGCGUCGUCUACGGGCCCGUGGUGCUCACGGCCGUCGCCCUGCUCGGGCUCUUCCGCCUGCUGUCGUACGGGUAUCUGAACGUCGACAGCCACGAGACCCACUUGAACGUCGGGUUCAUGCCGUUGGGCGACACCGGGAACCCGCUCCCGAUGAAGCCCGAGAUGAAGAAGAAGGACGCCACAACAAAAGCGACGUCCACCGACGGCGACACGGCGACGGAGAAGACGAGGAUCUGCGAGUACAAGAUGGCGACGCCGGACGCCACGAGCCCGUAG